CGAAUCGAAAGGAACCACCGAAAUCCUCGAUCGAGCUCUCAUCGAUUGAGUCUCAACUUGUGUGAUUCUGUAUUUUAACGUAAAAGAAACGCGACAGUAAAUAUUAAUCAAUUAAAAACCAUGAUGUGGUGAACUUUAUCUAAAUUUAUUUUAAUAGCAGUUUCAAUAUUAAGUACACGCGGUAAUUGGUAUAUUGUACUUAAACAUCGCUGACUAUGUUUGUUCACCUUAUCGUAUUCACGAUCCUCUCGACGAUGGCGUUCGGUGGCCACUAUUUCAACAAGGAUGGAACACCGUACGAUCCUUAUCACGAUCUACACUUACCCCACAAUCCACCGCUUUAUCCGACUUAUCGCAGGGUGCCUCGUACCGGUUUCACUUGCCAGGGCUUGGAGAACCAGUUGUGGGCGGAUCUUAGCACACAGUGCCAGGCAUAUCACCUUUGCCACGAUGGACAUUUGGUCUCCAGCCAUCUCUGCGUGAAUGGGACUCUUUUUAAUCAACAAUUUCAAGUCUGCGAUCAAUUUUACAAUGUGCGAUGCGGCAGUCCCUACGGCGAUCUAUAAUAUUAUAAUAACAGCACUGAAAUUUUCCUUUGAUUUGUUUUACUUUAUGUUAUACAAAACUGUAAUAUAAUGACAUGUGUAAUGUCCAGUAUGAUAGUGUAAUGAUUUCUUUUACAAAUAAACAUGUUUAAAUU
Hylaeus volcanicus is the source of this 700-nucleotide messenger RNA. Its product is annotated as U-scoloptoxin(01)-Er1a-like. The transcript is spliced from 3 exons. Gene Ontology annotation, molecular function: chitin binding. Gene Ontology annotation, cellular component: extracellular region. The record is from RefSeq and is a predicted model, not a curated record. Bases 216 to 566 code for a protein of 116 amino acids. NCBI's taxonomy places the organism in Eukaryota, Metazoa, Arthropoda, Insecta, Hymenoptera, Colletidae.